Puccinia triticina is the source of this 765-nucleotide messenger RNA. RefSeq lists its product as uncharacterized. The coding region runs from base 1 to 765 and encodes 254 amino acids. The transcript is spliced from 8 exons. The record is from RefSeq and is a predicted model, not a curated record. Lineage: Eukaryota; Fungi; Basidiomycota; Pucciniomycetes; Pucciniales; Pucciniaceae. Gene Ontology annotation, molecular function: heme binding; phosphatidylinositol binding; peroxidase activity. Gene Ontology annotation, biological process: response to oxidative stress.
AUGUUCUCAUUUGGCCUGUACGAGGAGAUUCAAGAAUUCAAGGAAGAUGCCAAGAAGGUCGCAGUGAAGAUUGCUGAUGAUAGGCUUUGUGAACAAAUCAAGAAGUUUGUUGAAGCGCCUCGAGAGAUCCAGGAACUUUGCGAAGAGGAUGCCAAAAGUGAAAAUGUCAAUCUGAUGGCGGUCAUCUUGAGAUCCCCCAAGGGCCCUAAGCUCAACAAGGCAGCCUACCAACGUAUCCAACAAGCCUCUCAAGCCUAUGAACAAUACAAGACCUACCGCUUGAUUUUUGCCUCCAUCUUGCAUACGUCCAAUAAAUUUUUGAUCAAAGCAAUGGCUCGAGGAGAAAAUGUCCAAAGGGCUCCCCAGCCGAAAAUGGGACGAUCUCAACGAGGGCGCAUUCAUGAGGGCCAUGGACUUUCUAAAUACAAAGUCACCCCUGCCACUGUCGGCGGAGCCGAGACUGUCAAGCAAGGGACUUAUGAGCGUGAUCCCGCGACCGGAAAAUUCAGAGAUGAAGAUAUAGCUCGGAUCCUCAGGGACGCGACAUACGAUGUCGCUGGAGCUUUUGGGGCCCAACACUCGCCCGCUGUGCUCCGAUGGAUCGAUUGCCAAGGAAUGCGGACGGCCAGAGACGUAUGGCGAGCUUGCACGUUGAAUGAGUUUAGGGAGUACCUGGGCUUAAAAGCGUUCGAGAGCUUUGAGGAGUGGAACUCAGACGAAACGAUUGCAAACACCAUGGAAGAUCUGGUUGGUCGCCAACGCUGA